This is a messenger RNA of Lycium barbarum (goji berry), 5363 nucleotides long. RefSeq names its product tubulin-folding cofactor D-like. The transcript is spliced from 12 exons. The coding region runs from base 712 to 1674 and encodes 320 amino acids. Gene Ontology annotation, biological process: tubulin complex assembly; microtubule cytoskeleton organization; post-chaperonin tubulin folding pathway. Lineage: Eukaryota; Viridiplantae; Streptophyta; Magnoliopsida; Solanales; Solanaceae. Gene Ontology annotation, molecular function: GTPase activator activity; beta-tubulin binding. The record is from RefSeq and is a predicted model, not a curated record.
AUGGGUAUAGGAUAUGUGCUUUGUUCUUGAUGUGUGUUAAGGGGGGAAAACAAGUAUUUGGGAGCUCCUUAGUGAAACGGCUAGUGACGAUAGUUUGCUAGUGAUACAAGUGUUAGUGAACAAAGUAUGAUAUUAGAUGGAUGGAAUGCAAUAAUAAUAAUAACUGGUGGCCUUGGCCGAAUCAAACAAUGAGAGAGAUUGUAUAUAUGAAUUCUUCUACUACAAGUGUUCUUGGAAAAUAAAAGUGACCAACCCCUUUAAAGGAAGGGGACGUGCCCUAUUUAUAGUGGCACCCCCAUGGUUCUCAUACAAUAUGAGUUAAUAAAAUAAUAAUAAAAAGGACUGCUCUGCACGGAUUUGGUGGGAUUAGACUGACGGCGCCGUCUGACACACGCAUGGUAGGUAGCUGACCAUGACUGGACGUUACUGGAGCGUGACCCGUCUGCAACGGCCACACGGACAAACGGUCACUCGGGCUAAUGGUCAUGCGGACCAACGGCCAUGAAAUCCCGAGUCCUUGGGCUUGGCCAUUUCAAUGAUGCAGAGGGCAGAUCAGUUGGUGCCCUUGCUCGGCUUCGGCCCGGGCAUUGUUUCGGUCAAGGGCGAGUAGCCUCGGGCGCAUCAUUGUUCCUUCCUUCGGUUCCCGUUCCACCGGUUUGGCUCACAUCCGGCUUUUACCGUAUACACUAAGUACAGUAUUGGUUGCUCUUAAUGCAGAAUGGAAGUUCUAAAGUGUUGCUUAGUGCGGUUCCUGGUGUUUGGAAUGGCAUAUCAGCUCUGAUGAAGUCCAAUUCUGCAGCUCGGAGUCCUUUGCUUCGCAAGUAUCUUGUGAAGCUAUCUCAAAGGAUUGGGAUGAUCUGUCUCCCUCCACGUCAUCUGUCAUGGAGAUACGUGGGUAGAACCAGCACGCUUGGAGGGUAUAUUAGUGUCGAUAGAAUCAAAAUGGACCAGUACAAUGAUGCCAGAAACGAUGAUCCUUUGAACUUCUAUCAAAGCCCAAACUGUCAGGAAGAAGAAGACUCGGAUGUUCCUGAUAUAGCAGAAGAGAUUAUUGAAUUACUGCUUUCAGGAAUGCGUGACACGGGCACCAUUGUGCGUUGGUCUGCUGGAAAAAGUAUUGGCGUUGUUACUUCACGGUUAACUUUCUUGCUUUUAGAUGAAGUCCUUUCAUCUGUUCUGGAGCUCUUUUCACCUAGCAAGGGUGACAGCUCAUGGCAUGGUGGUUGUUUGGCGCUAGCUGAAUUGGCACGUAGAAGAAUGCUGUUACUGAUUAGGUUUCGCAAACUUGUUCCUGUUGUUAUGAAGGCAUUACACUAUGACGUUCGAAGGGGUCCACAUAGCAUUGGAUCCCAUGUACGUGAUGCUGCUGCUGCUUAUGUUUGUUGGGCAUUUGGCUGUGUAUAUUGCCAUGCAGCUAUGAAAAGCAUACUUGAACAGCUUGCUCCACACCUUCUCACCGUGGCCUGUUAUGACCGCGAGGUUAAUUGUAGAAGAGCAGCCGCAGCUGCUUUUCAAGAGAAUGUUGGACAACAAGGAAAUUAUGCUCAUGGUAUCGAUAUAGUGAAUGCAGCUGAUUACUUUGGCUUUCUUCACGUACAAACUCCUAUCUUGACAUUGCUGUGUGCAUUGCUCAGUAUGAUGUCUAUCUUUAUCAUUUUGUUGAUGAGCUUAUGAACAGCAAGAUCUGUCACUGGGACAAAAGUUUAAGAGAGCUUGCUGCAGAUGCCCUUUCUUCUCUUGCUAAGUAUGAUCCUAGAUAUUUUGCUGGUACCAUUUUGGGGAAGUUAUUGCCUUGCACAUUGUCUUCUGAUUUGUGCAUGUGUCAUGGUGCAACUUUAGCUGUUGGGGAAGUUAUAUUGGCUCUACAUGAGUGUGACUACGUUCUUUCACCAGAUCUGCGGAAUCAAGUUGCAGGCGUGGUUCCUGCAAUUGAGAAAGCACGGCUGUAUUGUGGAAAGGGAGGAGAAAUAAUGCUUUCUGCUGUUUCCCGUUUCAUUGAAUGCAUUUCAUUGGCUUGUGUCAAUUGUCCAAUUGACAGAUAAAAUAAAGCAGUGUCUGCUUGACACACUCCAUGAUAAUCUGAGACAUCCUAAUUCUCAGAUACAGGUUUAUCGUCUGACUUUGUCAGUUUCCUGCUGAUUAGCUUCGAUUGAAUGAAUUGCCUGAUUUAAUAGUAUGUUUGUAGGGUGCUGCUGUUGCAGCCUUAAAGAGCUUUUUUCCUGCAUACCUUGUGGCUUCAGAAAGUAAAAGCUUCAGUGCCCUUACGUCAAGAUGCCUUGAGCAAUUGACUGAUCCUACUGUGGCUGCUAGACGAGGAUCUUCACUCGCGCUUGGUGUUUUGCCAUUUAGGUUUCUACGCGGUAGUUGGAGGUAUAUACUCCAGAAGCUUUGUGCUGCUUGUGAAAUUGAGGAUAAUCCUGAAGAAAGAGAUGCUGAAGCACGGGCAAAUGCUGUCGAAGGACUGGUAUCGGUGUGUGAAAGUUUAACCGAGACACGAGAUAUUUCCCAUCUGUUGUCUGCAGAAGAAUGCAUAUCUCUAUACGUGUUUAUUAAAAAUGAGGUUAUGCUGACUUUAUUUAAAGCUUUGGAUGAUUAUUCUAAAGAUAACAGAGGUGAUGUUGGUUCUUGGGUUCGUGAAGCUGCCAUGAACGGCCUUGAAAGAUGCACAUAUCUCUAUGCUAGGGAGAACUCAAGGGCUUCCUUAGCAAGUCGGAACGAAUGGAACUUGGAUCUAUUUCUCAGUUGAAUGAGAAAGAUAUUACUAACCAGAUGAAAUUUCUUUUUGAUGAAAAUGUGGCAACCUGUUUAGUUGGUGGCAUUGUUAAACAAGCAGUGGAGAAGAUGGACAAAUUAAGAGAGUUAGCUGCAAAGGUUCUUCAAAGAAUUUUGCACAAUAAAUCAAUUUUUGUACCAUUCAUACCCCAUCGAGAGAGACUAGAAGAAAUAGUUCCUGACGACGCUGAUCUGAAAUUGGGGGUUCCUACUUUCUCACAUCCUCGUUUUAUUCAGUUACUUGGUAGCAGUUGCUAUAGAAAAUAUGUGAUAUCGGGGUUGGUUAUUUCCAUUGGUGUCUUGCAACGUUCAGUGACGAAGGAAUUACUCAGUGCUUUGCUUGAAUUUCUUCACCCAACAGAUGAAAAUACUAUUGAGGAUAUUCUUAAACAUGGAGGCUCAGACUGCGGUGUUCUGUGCUGGCAUUUUAGAAGUUCUUAGUACAGAGCUGAAAGGAGUAGAAGACUUAAAAAUCCUGAGUUCAAUGCUUGGAUACAUAUCAUCAAUAUCGGAGUCCAUCCAUAUCCAGGCAUUUGGUCAUCUACUUACCUUCCCCACUCACCCAUAUCAACAGGUAUAAAAAAGCAGCCGCAUAAGUGAAAACCUAUGUUGCUCGGACUCUUCAAAAAUGUCAACGAGUGCGUGUCGGAUUCUCAAAAAUAGUGUAUUUUUGGAGAAUCCCUGUGGCAUCAAAAGUGAAGAGUCCGUGCAACUUAGGUGAAAACAUAUGCCAAAAUAAACUGGACAUCUUCUAAACAAUUGUUUUCAAAUAUUUCUGCAAAUAAGUGAAGCCAGUGCCGUGCAAGUUUAUAAUGUGCUACAAAAUGGUAUUCUUGUGCCAGAAGACAAACUAGAGAAAGCAUGUGAGGUUAUGUCUGAAACUUGCUGGGAGGUGACGUUGAAGAUGCAAAACGGAAGAGAUUAGAGCUCUGUGCCACAUGCAACUUAGAUUUUGAGACAUUAUCGAAAGCAAAUGGUGGAACAUCUCGUAAAGUUGUGGAACAGGCACCCACCAGUGAUGAAUAUGCAUCAUAUUUUUCACUUGUUGAAUCAUCUGGGUUUUAGUUUCCUUGUUUUACAGUUCGGGAAAGACUGCCACCAUAGUAAUGGUUCAAUGGUCGAACAAUUAUAAAGGAGGACUAAUGCUCGUCAUUUGCGCUUAGGAAUCAGAACCUUGUGCUAUCACAGGGUUCUUUUAUUACAUCAGAAGAGGGGGUGGGGGGAAAGGAAAAGCGGAUGCUACACUACUGAUGGGAUUUGAGCUCUCCACCUCAACUGCGAAAGGCAGGAGCUCACCAAGCGAGCUAGCCCUAAACCCCUGUGAGCUAUCACAUUGAUGAUUGUCACUGUUCUGAUUUUGUUCCCUUGUUUUGUUGAGUGUUUCAAACAUUACUUCCAGCAAGUAGGAAGCGUAGGAGUCUGGCCGAGUUAGUUCAUAACAUGAUCGCAAAUUGUGGAAAACUGGAAAUGCUUUCAUUAAAUAGGUAAUUCGAAAUAUGGUACAGGUGCAAUUCAUUUGUAUUCUCAAAGGUGAUCGAAUCGAAUACAAAUGAUAUGGAGAAAGAUUGGUGCACCCCUAGGCAUUAGAUGUCAACACAUCUCCACUAGAGCUUUGUUAAACACUUGGUGGAACAAAAAACCAAUGAAUAAAGUUCACAAGUUUACUCUCCAAAUCUGUCCAGUGAUCAUUCUAUGGCAAUUGUGGAAGGAGUGGACUGCUUGCAGGUUUGGAAACCAAAAGAAAUUUUCACAUUACAAUCUAGAGCUACAUUGCUUGUGGCACAUCAAAACAGCUUUGAAUAAUGCUUUUCCUAAUGUGAAUACUGAGGGAAGUUGGAUCCACAUUUUGGAUAUGAUAGAAAACCUCAAUCCUGCUAUGAGAUGCAUCACUGUUUAUUGGGAAAAACCUGAAAGAGGAGAAGUCAAGCUUAACACAGAUGGGAGCUACAUUACAGUUAAUGGAAGGGCAGGUGCUGGUGGUAUGCUGAGGGAUGAAAAUGGAGAUUUUAUAGUGGUAUUUUCCUUUCCUAUAAACUGUAAGAGCAACAAUGAGGCUGAAGCAUUGGCUGUUAAUGAAGGAAUUGAUAUUUGCAGACAGAAAGGAAUUAACAAGCUGAAAAUUGAAAUAGAUUCUCAAAUCAUUUCCAACAUGCUAAUCAACAGAGGAACUGACAACCUUAACCUUAAGCACAUUAUCAACAACAUUGUUAACAACAUCAAUGGUGCAGAUAUUCAGAUUAAUCACUGUUAUAGGGAGGCAAAUCAAGUGGCAGAUUUCCUUGCUAAACUUGCUUCAACAAGUAGAAAUAGGACCUUAUAUCAUUCUCUUCAAGACUUACCAAGAGAAGCAAAGGGGCUACUUCAACUUGACAAAUGGCAUCUUCCUACUGUUAGAAGGAGAUUUGAAAAAUGUAACUUCUUUGUUAGUUAAUUUGAUUACUAUUUUUAGAUUUGGGAUGGACACUGUAUAGGCUGCUAGUCCUCCCUUUAGAUUGUUUUAACAAUUUUUGUUGCUCAUUAGAGGCAAGUUUCAUGUCCUCCUCUAAUUCUGUAAGUUUUUGCUUAUAUACAGGGGUGUAUGUAGCAUCAAA